AUGGAAGAUAUCUCAAGCAUUUAUUCAAUUAUUAGAAGCAAGAAGAACUUACCUAGCAAUUUAGCCAAUUACAUUAAAGAAUUAGCUAAAGUAUUGCUGAGAUUAAAGAGAACAAGAGAGUGAAAUUCUAGUAUAGAGAAAGAGUGGUAUGAGGAGCAAAUAAUCACAUUCAGAGGGUUAUGCAUGUCUAGUAAUCCAAAUUUUGCAACUAUUACGAGUGUUCUUACUCCAUCCCCUCAGUGAGCGAACAAAAACAUUGGGGAAAUCCCUAUUUUUUGCCCAAAAACCCACCCUCCGUGAGCGAACACAAAAAAUUUUGAUAUAUAAAUGAUAAUUAGUAUAAUGAAAUAUGUAGCUAAUUCUGUUUAAUUUUAAACAAAUUGCGUUUUAAAACAUAAAUUUUAUAAAUUAAAUUAAUAUUUGCUUUCCAAUUUUUAUGAAUUGGGAUUUUUUUAAAUUUUGAAAAAAUAUAACAUAAAAUUUAUAUAUACAUUUUUUUAAAAAUAAAUUAACCCCCUCCGUGAGCAGGCAAAAUUGUUCUGUUCGCUCACGGGGGGAAGUUAGAGAAAUUGAGGCAAAAUUUUUUGAAAUUUAUGCGAACCCUUUCAUUGAAGCUGGAGAUAAUAUAUCUGAUUUUAUUGAGGAUGAAGACAAUUUUGACUUAAAAUUGUUAAAGAUAAUGGAGAAAGUCAUCAAAAAAGCAAUAUUUCAUGACGGCCAACUGCAAGAUUUAAAGAAAACAAUAAGCUUUCUACUCGAGAAAUUAGAAAGCUAUUAUCUACCUCGAAGCAUUUACAUUGAAUCCCUAUUAAGAAAUCUUUUAGUCUCAGAAAACAACGAGCAAGCUAAUUCAGACUACAUAUGAGAUUUAUGCCAUACGCUAUUUUACGGGUGAGGUAAAAAAGUACACUGUACUUUUUUUCAACCCCUCCGAAAACCUAUAAAAAUCACUGUAAUUUCCAAAAAAUGGAAUUUUGGGGUGAAAAAGUGAUACUUUUUAAUUUUUCUAAACAGGGGGGCGAAAAAAGUGCACGAUGAUACAGUCAUUUUUAUAGUUUUUUCGGAAUGGGUUGAAAAAUAACAGUGUGCUUUUUACCUCACUUUUAUUUUACGAUACCCAAGCCUACCUCGACCAUCAACGCUUAAAUAUAAUCUGCCACAAUUUCCAAUAUUCCCCUGAAACCCGAACUCUUUUUACCCCAGAACUAUUUCCUAAAAAAUUGGUAUUAAAAGUAACAAGUCCUCUAACAAAAUACAACCCAAAAUACGAAAAAAUUGGAGAAGACCAAAUAUUUUUGCCGCAAGGCAAAGAAAUCACUAUUUCUGGUCUCGGAUUUGAAGAAUCGCCUAGGUUUUGCAAAGACAGACUUGUAAUAGGCGGGAGAUUAUUAAACGAUAUAUCAGAGCUUGAUAUUUUGAUGGAGCCUGACGAUAAAACGCUAAACCAUUACCAAUUUUUAAUUAUCUGCGCAUCUGAUGGGUACUAUUUAAUAGAUACCUCAAGCUCUCCGAAUUCAGCAAGUAUUGGGUUAAGCAUCAGUUCUACAGUCUUGGUUGAAGGAAUGCUGCUAAAAUUAGGAAAAUUUAAGAUAAUUAAUGUUCACAAAAUCGAACCAAGAGGAGAUGAAAAAGUUUUUCACUAUCAGAGUCUUACUGGAGUCCCUCUAAAUGUAAUUCCUAAAGCAGUUAUAACAACAGAAAAGCCUUGGGAGUAUAAGAGAGGAGACAAUAUCAAUCGUAUUGAACUAAGUGUAAGCAGAAGCCAAAUUAAGUUAUAGAAAAUUCACUUUGAUAUAGCCCUAUCAGUGGGAGAAUUGCCCGCUGAGUUCACAAUUUGGUCCGACAAAAGCUAAUAAUUUUGGCGGACCAAAUUGUAAUUAUAACGGGCAAUUCACCGACUGAUAGGGUUCUCUAUUGACGUAUAAAUUUUAUGCUGCCAUAGCUGGGAUCGCCUACUAGCUGGACUAACUUGGCUCCAGGAAAGGUGCUAUACGCUAACUCCCCCCCUCCGUGAGCGAACAAAAUUUUUUAUGGGAAAAAAUUUUGAUAUAUAAGUGAUCACUAUUAUCAUGAAAUCGAGCUAAUUCUGAUUAAUUUAAAAAUAAAUUACGUUUUAAAACAUAAAUAUUACAAAUUAAAUUAAUAUUUGCCUUUCAAUUUUCGAGAAGUGGAAAUUCCGAAAUAAAUUUUUUAAAAAAAAAAAAAAAAUUAACCCCAAUCCAUGAGGAACAAGUUUUUGUUUGUUCGCUCACGGACCUGAGUGCAAAUGGGUGUGUGGCCCAACCAAAAUUCCACCUUCUUGAAUUUCCUUGGCACUCACUUGAUCUAAAGAUCAGCUUGCUAGGUUAGAACCACCCACUGUAGGGUGCCCCAAUAGUCCCAAUAGAUGAAAAUUAUAUAAGAGGCAAAACCUGUGUAUCCUAUCGAGGGACAGAAAACCUUUGGGGGAAAAUAAAGCUUCCCUCUAUGGCUAAGAAUCCCCAAGCCUGAAGGCCUACUUCAAAAGGGACAGAGUCCCUACUUUCAGCUUCAUCAGAAUAGGCCCAACCAGCUCCAUAGUGAAUGAAUUUCCGUCAACAUCACCAUUUUAUUUCUGCUUAAGCCAAGGAGAAUUUAUCAAUGAUGGCAUGCAUUUAGUUUAUAAUCAUAAAAAUGAAAAUACACUUAGCUGGCGCCUAUUAAAGACUUAUGAUGAGUAUACUAAAGGGCUUCCAUCUAAAGCUGUGAAACUUGAAUGCGAAACCGGGAUUAUUUGUGUUUAUUCUUGUUUCCUGUUUUACGAAAUUAAUUAA
Molecule: messenger RNA, 2792 nt
Organism: Blepharisma stoltei
Lineage: Eukaryota; Ciliophora; Heterotrichea; Heterotrichida; Blepharismidae
Source: the annotation of a GenBank genome assembly